AGAAUGUAGCAACUGCGAUUCAGCGAUUGGUGGUUGUGUGGUUCUGUGCCACUCGAUUUUUACGGGCCCAGGUUUGCUGCACUGCGAGUCUGCGAGACCCCGUUCCCGGGGAUGGGGGCCUGGAAGUUUUGAUUUCCCCUUGAUUUCCGGACCAUUUUCGCCGGAAGUUUGCACCUCCAGUUCGAACGAGCCAACGCCAGUCGACCCCAAACUUUCCGGCCAGCGAGCCGAGUCCAGAGCUGACCCAGGGCAGACCGAACUCGCAGCUCCCACCUGACCGAGCGCGCUCCGCUUUCUUUCCUCAGCAGCAACAGCAACAAUACUGCCACAGCUGCUCAAUGCACGCGGCGCCUCGCACCUAUCAGCCAGCCUGCGGUACAUGGGCGCGAACAUCCCAGACGCGCCAGAGCUCACAGCCUCAGGCUCGGCGCCCCCAAAGCGCUCGCGUGGGACGCCGCCCUCCGGGCUAUCGCUGUUGCAGCGCGCGCGUGACGCAGCCCGCCUGGGUAUCCGGAUACGCUCAUCUUUGCGCUGUGGGCGAAGCAGCCACGCAGCCACGCGCCACAGCUCGUGUACUUUCGCGACAGGCUGCUCCCCCAGCUCUGGGGCAGAGACCCUCGCGACACACACAGUUGCGCUUGGCAGCCCCGCGCCUGCUGUGCGGGCAGGCGCCGCAUCUUGUGGCCGUGACCGACCUGGCGAGCUACGAUUCACAGCACCAGCUGCAGCCGGGUUCGCAGCGCAACGCACCCGCGCUGCCGGUGGAUGUGCGGCGCAGCUUCAAUGAGCGGAUGCAGCGGCUGACAGAUGACGCGGAGGCCUGCGCAGACGGCCCAUGCUCGUGCCGCGCACGUCCUGGCCGCCCCACAAGUCACGCGUGGAUCUGCAGCCUGAUACACGGCCUUCCUCGACUUCGGCUGCGGGUUCUUCCAGUACCUGACACGUGACUCGCUGCUGCUGCCCGAUAUGGUUCUGAGCAAGACUGCAAGCGGCGCGCCAGCCAGCUAUCGAAUCAUGGACAAGCCGGUGCACGUGCAGACGCCCAGACGUCCUGCCCGGCGACUUCUCCUGGCUGCCGGACCGCACCCUGGUGGCUUGCGCCGCUCAGAUGGGCGGCAUCCGCUGCACCCGCAACGGCCGCACGCGCAGCAGCUGCGGAGAGGAGUGUCGGCAAAUCAAGCUUGUGGAGGUCUUCAGAACACAGCUGCCGGGCACAGCCGCCGGGCACAGGGGCGGGCCAACGCGGUGGGGUGGCAGACGUAGGUCGCCUGCCUGCUGCGGCAGUUGCUGUUGACUAUGCAGCUGCUCAUCGGGAUCGACCGGCGGCGGCGGCAUCGUGCAACCGCUCUCCUGCCUCCAGCUGGAUGGAAUGGUGGCAUGGCUGGCUGCCUCCCGCCGCGCUGCAGGCCUCACAGCCGCCGCAGCCGCCGCAGCCUACAUACUGUGUCCGCCAGCACGCUCACGUGAGGCGGCGGCGGUGGCGGGCCUGCGCGCGCCGAGUGCGGUGCAUGCUGCGGAUGUGCAGCAUCGGACGCACUCAGCAGCGGCGCGGCCGCAGUGACAAGCCCUCGACGUCCCCAGCAGCAACUCGAAGCGUGCCGGCGCCGCCAUGUGUACAGCCCCACGCCUGGCCGGGAGCAUACUUAGGUAGGCAGCGAAUCGUUGUACAUGCGGUGAGCCACACAUACACCGGUAUCAACGAUUGUAGGCAUUGCGGCUGCUGCUGUGUGCUUGGCGCUGCCGUGAUGCAUAUAAUCCCGCGUGCGUGAGGCGAACCCUGGGAAGGAAUGAAGAACGAUGUGAUCUUGUUGUUGGGUGUUGCCACUGUGGCCAUACCCAUGCAUUGGGCGCGAAGGUGGGUCUUACAGUUGUCUGCUGGAGUGCAUGCUGGGCCGCCGCGAAUGUGUGCGUGCUUGGGCAGCUGCGAACACAACUGUGAGGAUGUGUGGGCGUAUGAGGACCAUACGGUAGCUUGGUGACUGAUGGGUUAAGCGCAUGUUUCAGCUUGUCAAUGCCACGAUUGCUGUUUUGGGCAGUGGAGAGGAUGGCAUGUUACGGCAGGGGAGGCCUGCCCUGGCUCAGGGACAUCGAAGUGAUCGGACAGGAUCGGACGCCCAGUCAGAGUCAGAUGCGGCCUGGCACGGGCUGUAAUGAGUACUAGCGAGCCCAAUCUACUGUUCUAGGAAAUGCCACGUCCUCCUGAUGGCACAUACGAGGAGCCACGGCAUAGGCUGCGCUGCUGGAUGGAUGGGCCUUGUCGGCAAGCAACCCGAGUGUGCCGGCGCUCGCUGCUGCUGUAGCCCUGUAUCUAGGCAAGCUCCGCUGUGGCUGCUACCCCUCGCCGUGUGCAUUUGUCCCAACGCACCGCCACCCUUAUCCCGGGAGCAUCCGAGCCGAGGAGCAUACUAUAAUCUGCAUG
Chlamydomonas reinhardtii is the source of this 2419-nucleotide messenger RNA. RefSeq lists its product as uncharacterized. Bases 1370 to 1561 code for a protein of 63 amino acids. The record is from RefSeq and is a predicted model, not a curated record. The transcript is spliced from 6 exons. Lineage: Eukaryota; Viridiplantae; Chlorophyta; Chlorophyceae; Chlamydomonadales; Chlamydomonadaceae.